AUGGCCGAUGAUGGUUGGAUUAUGGCCUCAAGAGAGCGUCGUUCUAAUGCGGGCAAUAGAAUGAAAUCACUUCUUGCUCAAGAAGUCAAAGAUAUGCAAUCGAAAACUCAACAUUUAAAUGAUGAUGAUAUAGAUCUCUUAUUCCAAGAAGAAGAAAACGAUGAAGACUUUGAUUUACAAAAUAAUGAUACUGAUGAGUAUCUAGAGAGUCAACCCUCCAAUGAUAAAAAUUUAAAAACUAACAAUUAUAUACAACAAGACCUGAUGCUUAGUGAAUCUGAGUCAGAAUUUGAUGAAAAUGCAAAUGAUGAUGAAGCUGGAGAAAAGGAAUUAAUCAGACAAGAAAAAUUACAGAGCAAAAAAAGAAAGAAAAAAAAUACAGCACCUAUUUUAGUGAAAAGGUCAAAACCAACUAUUAGACCAACUCAUAAUGAACGUGGAGAAGAUGAAGAUGGAACCACAACAGAUACCAGUACAGCUUCAGUUACGUCGCACCAUAAAUCUUAUCAGGUAAUGCUAAAUCCUGAAACUCUGUUAAUGAAAGAUAGAAGAACAAGUAAAAGAUCCUCUGUUGUAGCAAACAAAUUAAAAGUUUAUGAGAAAUUAUCAAAAGCUGAAACAAAGAGAAAAUUAAUUCAAGAAAGGAUACGAAAACAUAAGGAAAAACAAAAACAACAUAUUUUAACUCAGCAAGAUCGUUUAAGAAUUGCACAGGAAACUGAACAAAUUAAUUUACAAACUUUAAAUAAAUAUAAAGAACAAGAAAUUAUUAAAAAAAAAUCAAGAAUUGCAAUGCAACAAAGACAGAAAGUAAAAUUUAAACCGAAUGAAUUAAUUGAAACAAAAUUAUCAACAUCUUGGACUGUGACCCCAAUUAUGGAAAUCAAUGAUAAAGCUUAUUGGGAUGAAUUUUUGAAAAAAAGAAAUAAGAAAAAAAAGAAAUAUCCAAAACGCCCCACAAAGAAACAAUUAUUAGCAGCUGCAGCUGCUGCUUCUGCUGCAAAGGAAAAAGAAUUAUCAACUGCUGAAGAUAUUAAUAAAAGCAUUUCCCCUAAUACAAUCAUUCAUCAGACUGAAAUAAAAUCAGAAUCUCCUAUAAAUAGCAGUUCAAUAUCAAUAGAUAAUAGUAUGGAACAUAAUAAAGUUUUAUCAUCUCCACCAUUAUCAGCUUCAAGCAAUACUCAUGAAAUAACUUCUACAGAAGAAUCAAACCCACUUCGCUCUGUAGAUGUAACAAAUACUGAUUCAUCUUUGGAUAAUGUAAAUUCAAGGGAAAAAUCUAAUAAUGUUAAUGAAAGUGAAGAUAAAAGUAUGAUCAUAGAAUCAACUUCUAAUGACAAUAUACAAAAAAAUGAUUCUGCUCAAUUUGUUAAUCCACCCGAACAAUCACUGAUGGAAAAAUUACAUUUUGCAACUGAAAAUACAACAAUAAAUGCUAAUACUCUAUCUUCAAUCCCAAAAGGUGGCAUGUCUGAACAAGAUAAAAACCUUGGAACUGCUACUAAGGAAAUAACAAAGGAUUCCACAGAUAAAAAUGUUGAUACACAACACUCAACCACGAUUGAAACAACUUCAAAUAAUUCAAAUAUUAUAAAUUCUUCUUCUAAGGAAGUGCCCAGUUCUUCUCCAAAUUCAUCAGCAAGUAGCAACAUAGUAGAGGAUACUAACUUCGAAAUUAAAAAAGAUGGUAAUAAUAACGUUACUCCAUCUUAUGUGGAAAAAGUUAAUGAAAAUGUGGAACCAACUAAAACAGAAGGUAUUGCUGAAACUAGAAAUAUAUCAUCUAAACCUGAACUUAAAAUUUCCACUACUCUUUUGGAAAAUAAUUUAAAUUUAAAUACUCAGUUUAUUAAUCAAACAGAUAGACCAUCUUCUCAUUCUAAUGAUUCUGUACAAAAUAAUUCAAUCGAAGUUACGAAUACUAAACUAGAAGAAACUCUAAUAUCUGGAAAUACACUAAAUACUUCCUUGAAAUCUGAAUCAACUAUCACGACAAAGCAAGUCUCAUUCCUUGAUGAGCCAGAAAUAAAACUGAUUGAUCAAAAUACUACUCCAAUGGAACUUGGUGUUGGACUUUCACCACCACAGGCUGGCUCAGAUGACAAUACAACUCCUACUACUCCUACAACUCCCAUCAAUAUUAAUGAUCCAUUGCUCUCUGAUACGCCUCCUACAGAACCUAUAGAUUAUGCUGGUCCUAACCAAUUAGUCAGUAAAGACUUUGUCAUAUUGUAUAAUUUUAAUAGUGGAACAUUUUUAGAAAAUGAAAGAGAAACUUUAUUUGGCAAACAGUGGGGAGGCAUUAGUAAAAAACGUAACAAUGAUGUUGAGACAAUUUUGAAGAUUAAUAUGGAUAAUAUGAAAAAUUUUGGACAUAUUGAUUCCAGUAUUGACAAUAAUAAAAAAAGUUUUCUACCAGAUUUAACAUUUUUAGAUGAUUAUCCAUCAUUUGGUGAAUAUGACAAGAAAAUGGUACAUAAUAGUGGAGAGGAAACUAAUAAAGAACUAAAUAUUACAAUCAAAACGCAACCGCCAACAGGUGUCUUCCUAAAUAAUGGUACUAGAAAAAAAUGCAUAAUCUCUACAAAACCUUGUCAAUAUUUUGAUCCUAAGAAUGGUGUACCUUAUUCAGAUGUAGAAGCUUAUAAAAUUAUUCAACAGAUUAUGGAUCCAAUUGGUGAAGAUGGUACAGAAGAGAACCCUAAUCCAAUGUUCCAAUGGUUUGGCUUCGAAGAAGGUGGUAUUUACUUAAAUGUUAAUGACGAGCCUGCUAAAGGGGUUCCUGAAGGAUUCAAUUGA
Messenger RNA from Henningerozyma blattae CBS 6284, 2799 nucleotides. RefSeq names its product Vps72p (gene VPS72). Gene Ontology annotation, molecular function: ATP-dependent H2AZ histone chaperone activity. The transcript has a single exon. Gene Ontology annotation, biological process: chromatin remodeling; regulation of DNA-templated transcription. Bases 1 to 2799 code for a protein of 932 amino acids. Gene Ontology annotation, cellular component: nucleus. Lineage: Eukaryota; Fungi; Ascomycota; Saccharomycetes; Saccharomycetales; Saccharomycetaceae. The record is from RefSeq and is a predicted model, not a curated record.